UGCAGUUCUGUUCUAGAAUUGGGUCAGUUUAUUUAACUUUGUUUCAGUUCCUUGGAAGGUGAUUUACAUCAGUAUCCCAUGUUGCACUGCUUUAUCAGGGGUUACAAGAUGGCGACGCCCAUGCACAGAAUAAUUGCUCGUAGGCAGGCGGAGGCUAACAAACAGUAUGUCCGAUGUCAAAAAUGUUUAGAAUUUGGACACUGGACGUACGAAUGUACUGGGAAGAGGAAGUAUCUACACAGACCCUCCAGAACUGUAGAAUUGAAGAAGAAAUUAAAGGAGAAUGAAAACAACUUGACAUCUAUGCCAGUACCAGGCAGUGAAGGGGCAAGUGAAAAGAAGACCAAGACAAAAAAGAAAAGAUCCAAGGAUUCGAGCAGCUCCAGCAGCAGCAGCAGCAGCAGCUCCAGUAGUUCGUCCAGUGACUCUUCAUCAGACAGUGAUUCUUCCUCCAGUUCCUCCUCGGACAGUGACGGUGAUGACAGCUCCUCCUCCUCCAGCUCCAGCAGCGACUCGGACUCCAGUGACAGCAGCUCCGACAGCGAGCCUCCCAAGAAAAGGAAGAAGAAGAAAUAAGAUGAAUGGUUUUGAUCCAGAUCAGAGUUCCAGCCCUGUUUUAGUGCUCUGUUCAGACUGAUUUUUAUAGGUUUGUCAUGUAAAUGAAACCUAACACAAGUCUUGGAGCUUCUAGUGGCAGAAGUUGUCAGUAAGGGUUUGCUGAAAAGAGGUAUAGACCAGGUACAUUUAUAAACCUUUACUAGCGUGAUGAACGGAUCUCAUAUUCCAAAAGGUAUAUCUUUUAGGAGUAAAAGUAUUUAUAGUAGAGUGUGAUUUCUUCAACAACAAUAUUACAUAUUUGACAAAAAAACGAAACUUUACCUUUCAGUUAACCAUGUUUUACAGCUGUUUUAUGUGGACUGUUUCCAUUGUGUGUAUUUGAUCACAGGCAAGAUAAGGGGACCAGAGAUUUGCAUGUUUGUGAACUACAAGUUGGCUGUUCAAAUUAUUUUACAUGGCAGACAUUUUCAAGGUUUAAGAAAAUUAACAAUUAAUAAAUAUUUUUGUAAAUGACAACUUUAUCAUAAUUCCAGAGUGUGAAUUUGCAUUUUUGUUUCUUCUUUUUUUUUAUUGUAUAUAAUAGAAGCAUUAAACUUAUUUUUAAACCUAUAUUUUCACUCUACUCCAAUUAUUAAAUACUAGUUUAUACUGUCGUCACAUUUAACCUGGGUCACACUUACCCCAAAAUUAACAUAGUUCAAGUUUAAUUUGACGUAUAUAAGAUAUGUAAUUGUAAUAUUUCAGAACCUUUCCUAGUAUUGUUAUAUGUUGUCGUAACAGUAGGAUUGUAAUGUUUGGCUCAUAGGAGGGUAAUUUGAAGCAUCUGUCUUAGUUAAGACAUAUUUUUGUAGUUUUCUUUUUUUUUUAAUAAAGAGGUUGUUUAAGUUUG
Molecule: messenger RNA, 1447 nt
Organism: Acipenser ruthenus (sterlet)
Lineage: Eukaryota; Metazoa; Chordata; Actinopteri; Acipenseriformes; Acipenseridae
Product: zinc finger CCHC domain-containing protein 10-like
Exons: 4
Coding region: 79-576 (165 amino acids)
Molecular function (GO): zinc ion binding; nucleic acid binding
Source: RefSeq, a predicted model, not a curated record